UUGUGAGCAAUCAGCAAUGUGGAUCCAGGAUUGUGGUGUUGGUGUAAUUAGAAUUCAAAUUUCAAAUAUAUUGUUUUCAAUUUUAUUUGCUGUAAAUUCAUUUCAAUAUUUUCGCAGAAAUUAUUGCAGAAUUUUAUAUGAGCAAUGGAUGACCAAGCGUGUCCCCGUUGCAAAACCACGAAAUACAGGAAUCCCUCUUUGAAAUUGAUGGUAAAUGUCUGCGGCCAUGCAUUAUGCGAAAGUUGUGUGGAUUUGUUGUUUCUAAAAGGAUCGGGGUCGUGUCCUGACUGUAAUGUGCCCUUACGAAGGUGUAAUUACCGCGUUCAGCUUUUUGAAGAUGCUAUGGUUGAAAAAGAAAUAGACAUUCGAAAGCGUAUACUUAAAGAUUUUAAUAAAAAGGAAGAAGACUUUGCUACAUUGAGAGAGUAUAAUGAUUAUUUGGAGGACAUAGAAAGUAUUAUUUUCAAUUUAGUUAAUAAUAUAGAUAUAAUUAAUACCAACAAAAGGAUAGAGCAAUACAAAAAGGAUAACAAAGAAGCAAUAUUAAAAAAUAAAGCAAAAAUAGGUAGAGAAGAAUUAGAGCUUGAAGAAAUAUUAGAAAUAGAGAAAUUAAAUGAAGAAUCACGCCGAGCAGAGAUUGUAAGGAUAGAGCAGGAAGCAAAAAAACAGAAGAUAAGAGAGAAAGAGCUGCUAAUUGAUGAGCUGAUGUUUGCAGAUGGUGAUGCCAAAGAUAUAUUGACUACAUUCACACAAAACAUUGCGAAUCAUAAGGAAGAGGCAGCACCUAUAUUGCCAAAAGUUACACAGUUCUCUACUGGCGUAAAGUUCACUAGAGGGUCAGGACAACAACCAUUGCCCAUAAUAGAAGAAGGACCACUCUAUAAGUAUGAACCGCCUGCGCUGCCUGACAGAUGUGGACCAGAUCCACCACCUAUAUCUGAUAUAAUUGAUAAGGGAUACUUGCAACAUGUAAGACCGGAGAGCGAAACAGAGAAGGCAGGUGGGUACUCAUCAGUGUUGCCCUGUCUACGAGCUCUACAGGACGCUUUGUCUGGCCUCUAUCAUGCCAGUUGACCCGAUACUGCCAGUGUUACUCGUAUUUUGUUGGACUGAUCUGUGAUUUAUGCUGUGUCAAUGAAAAUUGUUGUGUUCUUA
Leptidea sinapis is the source of this 1155-nucleotide messenger RNA. It is a transcript of the gene Mat1, whose product is annotated as CDK-activating kinase assembly factor MAT1. Gene Ontology annotation, molecular function: cyclin-dependent protein serine/threonine kinase activator activity. Gene Ontology annotation, biological process: nucleotide-excision repair; regulation of transcription by RNA polymerase II; positive regulation of cyclin-dependent protein serine/threonine kinase activity. The coding region runs from base 145 to 1074 and encodes 309 amino acids. The transcript has 5 exons. Gene Ontology annotation, cellular component: transcription factor TFIIH holo complex. NCBI's taxonomy places the organism in Eukaryota, Metazoa, Arthropoda, Insecta, Lepidoptera, Pieridae. The record is from RefSeq and is a predicted model, not a curated record.